Messenger RNA from Triticum turgidum subsp. durum (durum wheat), 1419 nucleotides. The record is from the annotation of a GenBank genome assembly. NCBI's taxonomy places the organism in Eukaryota, Viridiplantae, Streptophyta, Magnoliopsida, Poales, Poaceae.
AUGGACGCCUCCACCACAUCCUCCUCAUCCCCUCUCUGCUUCGCCCAGAAGCCUCCCAGCCCGAGGCCCCUCCUCAACCCCACCCCUCGAGCCACCCACGCCGGCGCCGGCCGCCAGAGAGCCACCCGCCUCCGCGGCAUCUCGCCGUCGCCGUCGCCGUCCCCACCGACCCCGCAGCAGCAGCAGCAGCAGCCAAUGGAGGCGUUCGGCUUCGACGCGCUCAAGGAGACCUUCUCGGUGGACGUGGCGGCGGCCGAGGCCCGCCCGCUCAACGUGCCGCUCGCCGCGCCCUUCACCAUCGCCUCCUCGCGCCUCGACGCCGUCUCCAACGUCGCCGUGCGGGUCGAGCUCUCCAGCGGCGCCGUCGGCUGGGGCGAGGCCCCCGUGCUCCCCUCCGUCACCGCCGAGGACCAGCCCGCCGCGCUCGCCGCCGUUGGACGCGCCUGCGCCGCGCUCGUGGCCGCACGGAGCGCGCCCCUCGGCGCCGUGCUCCAGGACGUCGCCGAUGCGCUCCCCGGACACGCCUUCGCAUCGGCCAGAGCAGGAGUGGAGAUGGCAGUGAUUGACGCGGUAGCUAACAGCAUCCGCAUACCCUUGUGGAGAUUAUUUGGGGGAGCAUCAAACACCGUGACAACAGACAUCACAAUUCCAAUUGUGACCCCAAAUGAAGCUGCUCAAUUGGCUGCAAAAUAUCGAGGACAAGGGUUUCAAACUCUGAAGCUCAAAGUAGGGAAAAACUUGAACUCGGACAUAGAAGUUCUGAAGGCUAUACGGCUAGUCCAUCCGGACUGCUCAUUUAUCUUGGAUGCAAAUGAAGGGUACACAGCAAACCAAGCAAUUGAAGUUCUUGACAGACUGAACGAAAUGGGAGUGACUCCUGUACUCUUUGAGCAACCAGUUCAUAGAGAUGACUGGGAAGGUCUCCGUGAUGUUAGCAUUGCUGCUAUGGAGAAAUACAGAGUUGCUGUUGCUGCUGAUGAAAGCUGUCGUGGUUUACAUGAUGCUCAGAAAAUUAUACAUGGAAAUCUUGCUCAUGUUAUUAACAUCAAACUGGCAAAGUUGGGGGUUCUUGGAGCCCUCGAAGUAAUUGAUGCUGCAAGAAAAGCUGGUAUUGCACUUAUGAUCGGUGGUAUGGUCGAGACUAGGAUUGCCAUGGGCUUUGCUGGUCAUCUGGCCGCUGGGCUUGGUUGUUUCAGUUUUAUUGACCUGGACACACCUCUUUUAUUGUCUGAAGAUCCAGUGUACGGUGGCUAUGAAGCUUCUGGACCUGUCUACAAGUUUAAGAAUGCUCGAGGCCAUGGCGGUUUCCUUCAUUUGGACAACAACAAUGGAUGGAUACCUUUACAUGGCCUCCCACCUAGUAUUACAGAUGAUCUGGCAACAGGGACUUUGUCCUUCAAAAUGAAAAUAUGCAAAUGA